Messenger RNA from Branchiostoma floridae (Florida lancelet), 1141 nucleotides. RefSeq names its product zinc finger protein 525-like. Gene Ontology annotation, cellular component: nucleus. Lineage: Eukaryota; Metazoa; Chordata; Leptocardii; Amphioxiformes; Branchiostomatidae. Gene Ontology annotation, molecular function: DNA-binding transcription factor activity, RNA polymerase II-specific; RNA polymerase II transcription regulatory region sequence-specific DNA binding. The transcript has 2 exons. The coding region runs from base 137 to 1027 and encodes 296 amino acids. Gene Ontology annotation, biological process: regulation of transcription by RNA polymerase II. The record is from RefSeq and is a predicted model, not a curated record.
CGCUCCAAGGGUCAGCUCUGUCCGCCAUUUUGAUUUGUCGGAGUGUCACGCACACGGUUUCUUUGUCUCCAGUUUGAGGCCGUUUUCAAGACAAUUCAAGAUUUCAGCACAUCAUCAGCCCCACAAACCCAUAGAAAUGGCCAAGAGAAGAAGGGAGACUGCUGUGGACAAUCUGUUAACUGUACACCCUGGGGACGAGGCAAGCAGCAGCGCGAAAUUUGAGACGGGAAAGCAACAGGACACCGAAGGGGACAUUCCAUGCGAGGAAAAGUGCGGAGUAGAAUCUGACAAUCCUCUAACACAGGGUGAAACAGAACAAACGGACAGGCCUGUGGUAAAACGUGAUGUGCUUAAACGCUUUGCGUGUACGGAGUGUGGCUAUAGGGGAGCCAAAAAGGACAACUUAAUAAGACACACAAGAACACAUACAGGCGAGAAACCCUUUAAAUGUGACCAGUGUGACUAUACUGCCGCUCAGAAAAGUACUUUAGACCUUCACCUUAAUAAACACACCGGAGAAAAGCCAUUUUUGUGUGGACAGUGUGGAUACAGGACUGCUAGAAGGUCUCACCUAUCCGAACAUAUGAGGAGACAUUCAGGUGAAAAGCCCUAUAAAUGUGACCAGUGCGACUAUUCUGCUUCACGUAAAGGUUAUCUAGAUAAACACAUGCUUAGACACACCGGCGAAAAACCCUACAUGUGUGGGGAGUGCGGAUUCAGGACCCCUGACAGGUCUUCCUUAACCAGACAUAUGAGAAGACAUUCAGGUGUGAAACCUUAUAAGUGUGACCAGUGCGACUAUUCCGCUGCACAGAAAUUUGCCCUGUACAGACACAUGGCUAAGCACACUGGAGAAAACCCCUUUAUUUGUGGAAAGUGCGGAUACAAGACGAAUAUCCUAUCUAGCUUAACUAGACAUAUGAGAACACAUACAGGCGAGAAACCAUAUAAGUGUGACCAAUGCGACUUUUCUGCUACAAGGAAAAGGGAUCUAAACAACCACUUGGCCAAACACACUUCCCAAUGAUCUAGUUGACAGUUGUAGAUACAGGAAGGUUGACAGGCAUAGUUAUAACUUAUCCAAAAACAGGCAAAAAGUACAGAUGGGGAAAAUGUUCUUCACAAAACAGCACAACACGCA